AUGGCUGACACUGGCGAAGAAUCAAAGUCAUAUCGCGGCUUCACUCAUCAGGAGAAUUUGGCCGAUGAGCACGGCCCUCCGGUAGAAGAUUUGAAAUCGGCUAUUGAAGACGAAGAUGUGAACAAUCCUCAGAAUUGGUCUCUGUUAGCCAAGCUCUCCACCUACCUUACCAUCUGUUCGUUCACAUUUCUAGCCAAUGUGAACUCGAGUAACUUCACGGUCGCCACCUCAGCCGUGAUAAAAGAGUUUGGUGUAAGCCAGACUAAGGCCGGACAACUCGUGUGUUUCAAUGUAUUCUUAUUCGGAGUUGGAAAUAUCUUCUGGGUCCCCCUAAUGCGCGUUACCGGAAAACGCCCAGUCUAUCUAAUCGCCAUGCUGCUACUCUGCAUGAUAAACAUCUGGUCAAGCCAAUGCACCAGCUAUGGGGAACUUCUUGCAUCGCGCAUUGUCUCGGGCUUUGCAGCAGCAGCAGCAGAUGCCACCGUGCCAGCCGUGGUGGCUGAUAUGGUCCCAGCUAAGGAUCGGGGUCAUUAUAUGAUGUUUUUCCACCUGGCUAUGACAGCAGGUUUGUUUGUCGGGCCUUUAAUUAAUGCAUACCUAGUACAACAGCAGAACUGGCGUUGGAUGUGCUACUUCCUAGCUAUUGCUGUUGGUGUUGUCUGGAUGGUCGCCAUUUUCACUAUUCGAGAGACGUCAUACGUCAAGCGCAAUGUUGGACAGAAACGAUCGCAGUUGCAGUGGAUGUCUUUAACAAUUGGAUUCAAUCGGGAUGCGUCGUUUCUCCAAGCAUUUUUGGAUAUCCUCGCUUCUGCCGCUUAUCCACCACUGAUAUGGUGUUCCCUCACCAUUGGUAUCUCAGUUGGAUGGAAUAUCGUCGUCCAGCUGACAUCUUCUCGCACUUUCCUCAAGCCACCUUACAGCUGGGAGCUUGGUGAUCUUGGACUGUUAUCCAUCUCCGGGUUUAUUGGAUGUCUUUUUGCCUUCUACCUGGGUGGACGCUUGAUCGAUAUUAUCUCGAAUCGAAGUACGAUUAAGCACGGAGGAGUCCGCAUGCCAGAGUACCGUUUACCCGCCAUUAUAGUCCCCGGUACAAUCGGCCCUGCGGGUAUUCUCAUCUUUGGACUCUGUAUUGCGCACCAGACACACUGGAUUGGACCGGCGAUCGGAUAUGCUAUGCAAGCGUUUGGGGUGGCUGCUAUCUCCAACGUGGCGGUAACAUACUCCCUCGACUCUUAUAAGCCAGUCACCGGUGAGGCCCUGGUCAUCAUCUUCGUCAUUCGCAAUACCAUUGGUAUGCUCUUGUCUCUCUAUGCGAGCGAUUGGAUUACACGACAAGGUACUGUUGCUGUCUUUGGAGAAAUGACAGCGAUUCAAGUUGUUAGCGUUCUAUUCGCUAUUCCUUUGUACUAUUGUGGCCGCCCGCUGCGAGCUUGGACUUCGAGCUAUGGCCCGAUGAAACGAUUUCAAGACGCUUAG
Messenger RNA from Penicillium malachiteum, 1476 nucleotides. RefSeq lists its product as uncharacterized. The transcript has 4 exons. Gene Ontology annotation, molecular function: transmembrane transporter activity. The coding region runs from base 1 to 1476 and encodes 491 amino acids. The record is from RefSeq and is a predicted model, not a curated record. NCBI's taxonomy places the organism in Eukaryota, Fungi, Ascomycota, Eurotiomycetes, Eurotiales, Aspergillaceae. Gene Ontology annotation, biological process: transmembrane transport.